CUGGAACGGGUCGACGGUUUUACCUAAAGUAUCAGCGAAGAGCCUAUCAUCAACCGACUUUGAAUUGGUGACUUCAUCUUUCCAGCGUGUAUCACCCUUCGCCAUCUCAACAUCAAAAUGAUGUUCGUGGCUUAUCUAGUAGUGUGCUUCUUAGCAACAGCGGCGAACGCUCAGAGUAGUGUUCGUCUUGUCGAAGGUAUCACGCUAGGAGAAGGUAGGGUUGAGGUACUUUACAAUGAAGAAUGGGGAACUGUCUGUGAUGACGGGUGGGACUUGACUGAUGCCAACGUAGUCUGUGAGUCCCUUGGACUUGGUGCUGCAACAGAUGCUUUCCAGUCUGCUUUCUUUGGUCAAGGCACAGGAACCAUCGUUUUGGAUGACGUCUCCUGCUCCGGUGACGAAACGAGUAUCUUUGACUGUGGGAAUGCGGGUCUUGGAAUCCACAACUGUGGUCAUUCAGAAGACGCAAGUGUAGUAUGUGAAAACGGAGUACGACUGGUUGCUGGAAGCGAUGCAAGCGAAGGCAGAGUUGAGGUUUAUCACAAUGGAGCCUGGGGAACUGUCUGUGAUGAUUCGUGGGAUGACACCGAUGCUGGAGUUGUCUGCCGAAAUCUUGGAUUCGAUUCUGGAACUGGGGUAGGAAGCGCUGAAUUCGGACAAGGUUCAGGGGAUAUCCUCCUGGAUGACGUAUCAUGUACCGGAACCGAAACAAGUCUUGGUGAUUGUGAUAAUGCUGGUCUCGGUGUCCAUAACUGUGUGCACUUUGAAGAUGCCGGAGUCCGCUGUUCUCAGACAAAUUUGGAUGAUGUUCAUCUUGUCGAUGGUAUCACUCUAGGAGAAGGUAGGGUUGAGGUACUCUUCGAUGGAGAAUGGGGAACUGUCUGUGAUGACGGGUGGGACUUGACUGAUGCCAACGUAGUUUGCGAGUCCCUUGGACUUGGUGCUGCAACAGAUGCUUUCCAGACUGCUUUCUUUGGUCAAGGCACAGGAACCAUCGUUUUGGAUGACGUCUCCUGCUCCGGUGACGAAACGAGUAUCUUUGACUGUGGGAAUGCGGGUCUUGGAAUCCACAACUGUGGUCAUUCAGAAGACGCAAGUGUACGAUGUGAAAACGGAGUACGACUGGUUGAUGGAAGCGAUGCAAGCGAAGGCAGAGUUGAGGUUUAUUACAAUGGAGCCUGGGGAACUGUCUGUGAUGACUCAUGGGAUGACACCGAUGCUGGAGUCGUCUGCCGAAGUCUUGGAUUCGAUUCUGGAACUGGGGAAGGAGGCGCAGCAUUUGGACAAGGUUCAGGGGAUAUUCUCCUGGAUGACGUAUCAUGUACUGGAACCGAAACCAAUCUUGGUGAUUGUUCUAAUGCAGGUCUCGGCGUCCAUAACUGUGCGCACUAUGAAGAUGCCGGAGUCCGCUGUUCUCAGACAAAUUUGGAUGUUUUAGUAGUACGACUGGUUGAUGGAAGCGAUGAAAGCGAAGGAAGAGUUGAGGUUUAUUACAAUGGAGCCUGGGGAACUGUCUGUGAUGACUUGUGGGAUGACGCCGAUGCUGGAGUUGUCUGCCGAAGUCUUCGAUUCGAUUCUGGAACUGGGGUAGGAAGGGCUGAAUUCGGAGAAGGUUCAGGGGAUAUCCUUCUGGAUGACGUAUCGUGUACUGGAACCGAAACGAAUCUUGGUGAUUGUUCUAAUGCUGGUUUCGGCGUCCAUAACUGUGGGCACUUUGAAGAUGCCGGAGUCCGCUGUUCUGGGACAAAUUUUGACGUUUUAGUAGUACGACUGGUUGAUGGAAGCGAUGCAAGCGAAGGCAGAGUUGAGGUUUAUAACAAUGGAGCCUGGGGAACUGUCUGUGAUGAUUCGUGGGAUGACACCGAUGCAGGAGUUGUCUGCCGAAGUCUCGGAUUCGAUUCUGGAACUGGGGUAGGAAGGGCAGAAUUCGGAGAAGGUUCAGGGGAUAUCCUCCUAGAUGACGUAUCAUGUACUGGAACCGAAACCAAUCUUGGUGAUUGUUCUAACGCUGGUUUCGGCGUCCAUAACUGUGGGCACUUUGAAGAUGCCGGAGUCCGCUGUUCUCAGGCAGUAUCAGCAGAAAUACGACUGGUUGAUGGAACCUGCAACAGCGAAGGCAGAGUUGAGAUUCUCUACGACGGAGUCUGGGGAACGAUUUGUGAUGACUUCUGGGAUGACAUCGAUGCUGGAGUUGUCUGCCGAAGUCUUGGAUACAGCUCGGGAACUGCGGUAGGAGAAGCUGCAUUCGGAGAAGGUUCAGGGGAUAUCAUAUUCGACGAUGUCCAGUGUUCCGCUGGAGAUACCGCUCUGGAGUAUUGUUCGAGCAAUGCUCCCUUCGAUAAUAACUGCUCGCACGCCGAAGAUGCCGGUGUCAGAUGCAUUGAGUGAAGACGAUGCUGAGAGAACGUGUACACCUCGAGCGUUCCAGUGACCCGAUUAAAAAAAGAAAUUGUCAUUCUCUUCCAUCUAUACUCUUCUUCAUUUUUAUCUAUUAUCAACGAUUUAACUCUUAUAUCUCCAUUGCAUUUGGUCAGCUGGUAUUGUAAAAUCACAUUGAGGUAUAAUGUUCACCGUAAGUUUUAAAAAUGCUAAAGUUGGCUUUGUGUAGUGCACAGCUGUCUCCUUUUUUACCGGUUGCUUGUGCUUUUUAUAAUAAUUGAAUAGUCACUAUUCAUAGAAGGUGUAUGUUACGAAAGCCGAAAAAAUAGUACCUAGAUAAUUCCAUAAACUGAAUAAAUAUCAAGAACUACAAGAUCUUUUUCACUGAUGAUGAAGGAAAAUGAAAACGAAAUACGUCAUAUCACAAUGAUAUUUUAUAGGUAUCACUCCAAGUAAACAAAAAAUUAAAAAAAACCCAAACCAUUCGAAAUAAAAUAUACAUUGCCAAAUCAAUUUUAGUGAUUAGUGGUAAUGAAAGUCACAUUUUUAAAGCUGAUUUAUUUCGGUCAAGAAUAUACAGUCAUUCUGUUUUAUAAUGGCUUCAAGACACAUAUUAUACAGAACUACGUAUUAUAUGAUGACAUUUAUACGUGUUUUCUUUAAAUGAAAAUCCUAAUCAAAUCUAAAAUGGAUUUAAAUUAAUUCUAAUAUUUUCCCUACAUUUAUUAGAUAUUCAAUCAUCUUUGGGACGGAAAUUUUGAUAUUGAUCACCAUGUAUUUCAAAUCGUAAUUUUCUUGUAUGAUUUUGAUAGAUAAUCAAGAUUGGUGGGGUAAUGUGAAAUAAAACUAUUUAAAUCGUAAAAUCUAGGGGUCAUUCGUCGAUAUGCAAAUGUUUUGUGUAGAACUGUUGGUGUUUUGGGUACAAAGAAUUUGAUAGUCGAAACUUUUUCACACCUCCCUUCAAUUUGAUUAUGAUUGGUGGUAGGGGUAUACUAACUGGAUCCAAAUUGAAAUUAUUCUCUGGUAUCUUUGGGAUUAAAAUCUUUCUGCAUUGCA
Molecule: messenger RNA, 3435 nt
Organism: Strongylocentrotus purpuratus (purple sea urchin)
Lineage: Eukaryota; Metazoa; Echinodermata; Echinoidea; Camarodonta; Strongylocentrotidae
Product: scavenger receptor cysteine-rich protein
Exons: 9
Coding region: 118-2388 (756 amino acids)
Cellular component (GO): membrane
Source: RefSeq, a predicted model, not a curated record